UGCAUGUUUUUAGGGAUGUUUUCAGAUAUUUUUAUUAAUGUGUUAAGGGACUCAACAGUGUUUAAAGAAUUCCUUAUAUGGUCCGAGUAAUUUUAUUGUUCUUAUCAACUUAAAUGUUCCCAAAACUUAAGGGGAAUGAAAACCAAAAUAAAGCUUUAUAUGAUGGAAUGAGUUAAAACGAGUGAGCAAUAGAUAUAUGUAAUACAUUAGUGAUAAACACAAUAAUUGAAUUGAUCAUCAAAGACCAUAUUUCUCCUUAUCUAAACUACUUUUAAAUUAGAUUAAAUUGAAUUUCAGGUACAUUUCCACACACACACACAUACAAACACAGGAGUUCGUUCAUCUGGGAGUGUCACUCAAAACAGAGUUCACUUCAUGUCAGAUGGGAGGCAGAGCCAAAAGGUGGAGAAGGAGCUGACAGACUCCGCCCACUGCGAUGUCACAUGAGAUCAGAGCUCAAACCGGUUCGACUUCUGAGGAAGAGAAACUCACACAGCCGUCAUGACUGAGAGGUGAAAUGGCGCAGACAGGAGUUCAGCUGCAGAGAGAAACCUUCUCUUGCACCAUCUGUUUGGAUCUGCUGAAGGGUCCAGUGGCUCUUUCCUGUGGACACAGCUUCUGUAUGAACUGUAUUAAAAACCACUGGGACACAGAGGAGGAGAAGAAGAUCUACAGCUGCCCUCAGUGUAGAAAAACCUUCAUGCCGAGGCCUGAACUGAAGAAAAACACCAUGUUAGCAGUUUUAGUGAAGGAGCUGAAGAAGACUGGACUCCAAGCUGCUCCUGCUGAUCCCUGCUAUGCUGGAGCUGAAGAUGUUCCCUGUGAUGUCUGCACUGGCAGGAAACAGAAAACGCUCAAGUCCUGUUUGGUUUGUUUGGCCUCUUACUGUGAGGAACACCUCCAGCCUCAUUAUCAAUCACCUCCAUUCAAGAAACACAAGCUGGUGGAGCCGUCCAAGAACCUCCAGGAGGACAUCUGCCCUCGUCACGGCGAGGUGAUGAAGAUGUUCUGCCGCACUGAUCAGCAGUGUAUCUGUUAUCUCUGCCCUGUGGAGGAACAUAAAGGCCACAACACGGUUUCAGCUGCAGCAGAAAGGGCGCAGAAGCAGAGAGAGCUGGAUCUGAGUCUACAAGAAAUCCAGCAGAGACUCCAGGACAUAGACAGAGACAUGAAGGUGCUUCAACAGGAGAGGAAGACACUCACUCUCUCUACUGAUGAAGCAGUUGAGGACACUGACAAGAUCCUCACUGAGAUGAUGUGUCUCCUGCAGAAGAGAAGCUCUGACUUGAAGCAGCAGAUCAGAUCCCAGCAGGAAACUGAAGUGAGUCGAGUCAAAGACGUUGAGGAGAAGCUUCAGCAGGAGUUCACUGAGCUGAAGAAGAGAGAAGCUGAAUUGAAGAAACUCUCACUCACACACGAUCACAACCAGUUUCUCCUCAGCUACUGCUCACUGUCAGCACUCAGUCCAUCUACACACUCGUCCACCAUCAACGUCCGUCCUCUGAAAUACUUUGAGGACGCGACAGCAGCUGUGGCAAAGGUCAGAGGUCAACUACAGGACGUCCUGACUGAGACGUGGACAAACGUCUCACUGGCUGUGGCUGAAGUAGAUGUUUUACUGACAGAACCAGAACCAAAGACCAGAGCUGAAUUCUUCAGAUUUUCACGGGAAAUCACACUGGAUCCAAACACAGCUCACACAGAUCUGUUUUUAUCUGACGGAAACAGUAAAGUAGCAUUAAUGUUGGUAAAUCGGUUUUAUUGUGGUCGCAUGAACAGAUUCACUUUGUGGUAUCAGGUCCUGAGUAAAGAGAGUCUGACUGGACGUUGUUACUGGGAGCUGGAGUGGACAGGAGGAGGAGUUUUUGUAGCAGUGACGUACAAAAACAUCAUCCAAUCAUGGAAUUCAUAUCAGUGUGGAUUUGGAUCCAAUGACAAAUCGUGGGCUUUAGUUUGUGAACAAAACAGUUGUGAGUUUCUUCACAAGGGAAAAUGCACUAUAGUCUCAGAUGGUGUGUCCUCCAGAGUAGGAGUCUACCUGGAUCAAAGAGCAGGUCUUCUGUCUUUCUACAGAGUCUCUGACACCAUGACUCUCCUCCACAGAGUCCAGACCACGUUCACUCAGCCUCUUUACGCUGGAGUUAGUCUUUAUUGUUCAUCUAAAGACACAGCUGAGUUCUGUAAACUCAAAUAGAGUUGAGUUCUUUCAGGAGCAGUGAGUUAAACUCAAUCAAAUUUGGUGGUGGUGGAAGCGUUUGUUUCUCUUCAGCUUCACGAGCCUAACAGAGAAAAAUGAGCAGAGCUUUAUUUUAUCACCAAAUUUUGUCUCCUCACUUUGUAAAGAUGCAAAUCUAUAAUCACAUUUUAACAUUUGUGUCUUUUCUGUCAUGUUGAGGUGCAACAUAGUGAUUCAAAGAGAAAACAAGCAAUCAUCAGACUUUCUCUCUGCGUAUUUAUCCAUUGUUGAUCGGUUUAUUCCUUAAAUCAACUUUAUUUUGGUUGUUUUAAAGUGUAAACUGGUUUCAAAAACUUAAAGAUUGCAGGAUUACACAAAAAACGUUUGAACUGAUCUCUGGAAUGGAAUUUUGAUUCACAUCCAGAAAAUGGUGCAGGUCCAGGAUUUUGUUUUGUCUCUUUUUUUAAUCUAAUCUAUUAUGUGCAAUUGUUUGUUGACUCAGAACAAUUUUAUGGGGUAGUUCAGUUAGUUUUUUUAAGUGAGGUUGAAUGAGGUAUUGACACGUUAUCACCCUUUAAAAAGGGCUCACUUAAGAAAAUAUACACCUAAUUAAGUCUAUUAUAAUACAUAAGAACAUGUAUGCUGGUUUUACUCACUGUCAUACAAUAUUUUCUGGCUGAAAAUAGAAGUUUUGUAGUUCAUCCUGCACCAAACUCCAUGGAGAAAAUCACUGUUUUUAGCUCAAGGGGACACAGGAGCUGCUGCUCUGCUGCUGCCCCGUGUGGUCAGUUUGUGUCACUGAGGUCAAUCCUAACAAAGUAUUUCCAACACCGAAGUCACAAGAUAACAUGUUUGAACUUACUGAUGAAAGCAGCAGUGGAUCAGCAACUCCUGUGUGUCGUGCUGUAAAAAUCACUGUAUUUCUCUAUGGAGUUUGGUGCAGGAGGGAGUGAGCUAAAAACUGCGAUACUUUAUUCAACCACACUUAAGCAGUAAGUUGUUUCAGGUUUUAAUGUGUUUUAAUUCUCAAUAAGUAAUGCAGUUUUAAUAAUUUACUGUGGUAUAUAGGGGUAUAUAUUUUAAAUUAAAUAUGAAUAAUUGAAUGUAACUGAAAUAUUCAAUAAAUCACUGCAAAUUUAAAGUUGUAGUCGAUGUUUUUUCUGUUUAUGUUCAAACAUUCCCGGCCUCAGUGUUUCCCCGAAACGGGAGACUUCGCGCUCUUUUUGUUUUGUCUGGAAAUUUGCUGAAUGCCAGUGGCAAAGUGAAACUGUAAUGAUGUUGUUUUACUCUGUGACAAGACUCAUGAUAACAGAAGCUUAUCGGGCUGGUCCAGCCCACGCAGCUCAUUAUUUCUCAUCAGUCUCUUGAUUGUUUCAGUCCAUUACUGCCAACAUUUACUGAACCCGCUGCACUGAAUUCACAAUUUACCGUCCUCACACUUAAUGUGUCAAAAUAAAAACUGUAUUGAAAUUGAAAAGUAUUAUGUACAUAUUUGCACCAUGACCAUGCAGUUUUUUCUUUUAGUUAUUUAAAGUAGGAUGAAGUCAUCCUACUGCAGAGGAACAGCACAUUUUAGAUGUUUUGGAGAUAAGGUCAGAGAGGCCAGAAUGAGAUGGUUUGUUCAUGUACAGAGGAGGGAUAGUGAGUAUAUUGGUAGAAGGAUGCUGGGGUUGGAACUGCCAGGCAGGAGGUUGAGAGGAAGACCAAAGAGAAGGUUUAUGGAUGUAGUGAAAGAGGACAUGAAGUUAGUUGGUGUGCGAGAGGGGGAUACAGAGAACAGGGUUAGAUGGAGGAGGUUGAUUCGCUGUGGCGACCCCUGAAGGGAGCAGCCGAAAGGAAAAGAAGAAGAAGAAGUAGGAUGAAGUCAUAGUCCUAAUUUAUGUCCUUUUGUUCCUCUUUUUGACUUUUUCACUUUCAGACUGAUCUUUUAUCACUUCUCUUUUUCCACAAUGUCUUCAAACUUUUUCCUCACAUUGCUCACGUUGUGUGAGGCGAACAGUUGUCUCAUUUAAUUCCGUGUUGUGUUUCUUUUUUUUCUUUUUCUCUCAAUAUUGAGGUUGAGAACAAAACAGCAUACAGCCAAAAGAUAGAGCACAUGCAAAAGAUGUUAACCAAACAGCAGCUGGAUUUACAGGUGAGCGAGUGUGCGGUACGAAAAGGACCUUGGCAUUUGAUUGUUGUGUUUAUUAUGAAGG
Molecule: messenger RNA, 4371 nt
Organism: Solea solea (common sole)
Lineage: Eukaryota; Metazoa; Chordata; Actinopteri; Pleuronectiformes; Soleidae
Product: tripartite motif-containing protein 16-like
Exons: 1
Coding region: 518-2194 (558 amino acids)
Molecular function (GO): zinc ion binding; protein binding
Source: RefSeq, a predicted model, not a curated record